AGACACCUCCUAACCCAACGUCAGUCCACUAAAGCAUUCACGUGUCGUAUUUAUAUACUCGAGAAAAUUAUUCUAUUGACCACGCGGUUUUUUUCAAAAAUAACAAUAAAAUUUUCCAAAUAUUUUGACAAUUUAGAUUUUUUUCCAAAAAAUUUAAGCUCUUUUUAAAUAUUUAAAUGAUUUUUUAAAAAUAUUUAAAUGUGUAAAACAAAACUUUAAAGGUAUUUUUAGAUUCCCUUUAAAAAGAAAACCAAUUAACUGACAUUUCAGUUUUUAAGUGAUGUAAAUUUCAGAACAUUUCAGUAGAAAAAGUGAUGUUUUUUUUUUCGUUUUGAAAUGAAAUUUCGUUGAAAAAAUGAAAUUGAGAAAAAAUGAUGCGUGAAUUCAACUGAAGAGAAAUUUGGAGGGAAAAAAAAAAAGAAAUGUCGAUCAAGUGCUGCAAAUUUGGAAUGAAUUGUUCACGAGGAAAUAUGAGGCCACUAUCAAUUUGGAUUAAUAGAAUAUUGAAGUGUACAAUUUUCAUAUUGCUUAUUUCGGAAAAUUGGUGUUUGACAUUUUCCGGUAACUCGUCAAAUGUUUUUGUGGAAAAGUGCCGAAGAGAUUGUGUGAAUCAAAAAGAUGCGGUUGUGUGCGGUCGAUAUCGAGUUGUCAGAUGGUUACAGGAUGUGAAAGAGAAGGAAUUUAAUUACGGACCCUUUAGAAUUGUUAAGGUACCAUCAUUAGAUGGGGAAACAAUUUUUCCUCGAUUACCACGAAUCAAUGACACUAGAAAUGGUUUAGUAGAUACUUUAAGUUUUGUUCGAGACGCCGCCGAGGAUAUGUUAACCAAACGUGCUCUCGUGUAUACAAUUGAAUAUUCUCCAGGAGCAAGAAGCCUCACUUCUGGUCCCAUUGUUCUCGAUGAUGAUGAAUUUAAAAAAAUGACUUUAUCAAAUAAAGGAGAGGAGCGAAUAUUUCACAAGAAGAAAAAACACAUUAUUCUGCCAAUUUUAAUUCUUUUGAAUCUCAUCAAAUUGAAGCUACUUUUACUACCAGUUUUUUUGGGGGUUCAUUUCAUCAAGAAGAUUCUUGUAAUCGGCUCUUUGUUGCUUCCCUCAAUACUUUCUCAUCUAAAAAUCUGUAAAGUUCCUCAUUAUCCUGUUCAUCAGGCCUGGGCCACGGCUGCCGAAGCUCCUGUCGAUUAUCCAACAGGAUAUGGCCAUGAAGAAUCACCUUGGCACAGAAACGAUGUUCAAAGUCAUAUUUACUCUGGAUACCAUGCUGGAUACUCCAAUCCUUAUUCGGGAUAUUAUCAGGGAUAUAGACAACGUCGGUGAUUAAUUAACGGAGUGCUAAUGAACAUUUUUUCAAUUAAUAUAUAUUUAUUUCAUUAAUGCGCAAUCGAAAAUAUAAAUUAAUGUCUAGUGAAAUAUAAAAUUAGUUAUAUUUAAUGAUAAUAUAAACUUCAUUAUAUUGAAUAGGUAAAACUACACGACUUUUGUUCAAUUUGUAAAUAUGAAAAAUUACACAUGGUGAAUUUAAUUAUAUACAUAAUAAUAAACUUAAUUUACCAUAAUGUGUAAUCUUUUAUUAUAAUUUGUUAAAAGUCAUAUAAACAAAGUCGUUUCACGGAAUUAAUUACCUUAACAAUUGUAGUCUUCUAAUUUAAUUUUAUUUAAUAGUAUACAUAUCAUCAUUAUCUAUUUAUUUCAUUUUAUUCAUGACCGGUAAGAGGUUCUUUAAAAUAUAAUAUAUAUUGUUUGUAAA
Messenger RNA from Leptopilina boulardi, 1746 nucleotides. RefSeq lists its product as uncharacterized. Lineage: Eukaryota; Metazoa; Arthropoda; Insecta; Hymenoptera; Figitidae. The record is from RefSeq and is a predicted model, not a curated record. The transcript has 4 exons. The coding region runs from base 423 to 1316 and encodes 297 amino acids.